Anarrhichthys ocellatus (wolf-eel) is the source of this 2100-nucleotide messenger RNA. Its product is annotated as immunoglobulin superfamily DCC subclass member 3. Gene Ontology annotation, biological process: cell-cell adhesion. Gene Ontology annotation, molecular function: protein binding. NCBI's taxonomy places the organism in Eukaryota, Metazoa, Chordata, Actinopteri, Perciformes, Anarhichadidae. The record is from RefSeq and is a predicted model, not a curated record. Bases 1 to 2100 code for a protein of 699 amino acids. The transcript is spliced from 14 exons.
AUGUUAUCAGUCAGGAGAGGUGGCUGUUUGGCCUCGGAGCUGUCUUUCCUGCUGGAGCCAAGUGAUGUGAUUGCGGUGAGGGAACGCCCGCUCAUGCUGGAUUGUCGGGUGCAGGGUGAAGAGCCGAUCAUGGUCACGUGGCGUAAAAACGGGGUGCCUUUACCCACCAGCCCGCGGGUUCAGGUGCUGGCAAAUGGCACGCUGUUCAUCCAGAGCUUCCAGAAACGCAGAGAGGGGAGUGACGCGGAUAUGGGCGAGUACGACUGCGCAGCCCAAAAUCGCUAUGGCAUGCUGGUCAGCUGCAAGGCCAAAGUCCUUUUGGCAUCUCUUCCAAAGUUCCACACCCACCCUCUGUCCAUGUCCGUGGAUGAGGGAGGCGUAGCUCGCUUCCAGUGUCAAAUCAACGGAGUACCUGAGGCCAACAUCACCUGGGAGAGAGACAGAGUACCACUCAACACCACCGACAACAGAUACACUCUCCUGCCAAUGGGUAUUCUCCAGGUGACAGGCGUGAGGCAGGUGGAUGCAGGGGUUUUCCGCUGUGUCGCCACCAACCCCGCCAACACUCGCUUCAGCCACGAGGCCAUGCUCAACAUCACUGGUGGAGCUCCCAGAACCUACAAGGAGCCAUUCAUCUUGUCAGGACCCCAGAAUCUGACCAUCACCAUCCAUCAGACGGCCAUCUUGGAGUGCAUCGCCACAGGAAACCCAAGGCCCAUUGUUUCCUGGAGCAGGCUAGACGGACGCUCCAUUGGAGUGGAGGGUAUCCAGGUUCUGGGGACCGGGAACCUGAUGAUCUCAGAUGUUUCCCUGCAGCACUCUGGUGUGUAUGUGUGUGCUGCCAAUCGGCCCGGCACCAGAAUGAGACGUACUGCACUCGGACGACUCGUUGUACAAGCUCCUCCUGAAUUCCUGCAGUGGCCGCAGUCUGUGUCUAAACCAGCAGGGGGCAGUGCUGUGUUCACUUGUGUGGCCCAGGGUGUUCCCGAGCCUCACCUCAUCUGGCUGAAGAACGGCAAGGUCCUGAUGCCCGGACUCAACGUCAAGCUGACCAACAACAAUAGCACUCUGGCUCUGACCCGUAUCAGUUCAGAGGAUGAGGCCAUCUACCAGUGCAUCGCCGAGAACAGCGCCGGCACCAACCAAGCCAGCGCCCGUCUAGCCGUGGCCCAGGCUAAAGAUCUGCCCGCCGCCCCCCAGGGCCUCACGGCCAGCGCGCUGUCCACCAACGCUCUGCAGAUCACAUGGAGCCAGCCGCCGGCCACCGUCACUGACAGCAUCAUCGGAUAUGUCCUGCACAUCCGCAAGAUCGGAGAGCCUGACAGUGUGGAGCUGCAGGAAGCCAUCAGUAAAGGUACCUUCCAGCAUGAUGUGACCAACCUGGAACCAGCUACCACCUACUCCCUCUACCUGAAGGCAUACUCUCCUCUGGGAGCCAGCCAGCAGUCCCACACUGUGGUGACUACAACACUAGGGGGCGUGCCGACCCCUCCCACCUUCUUCACCAAAGUGGUGAACUCCAGCGCCGUGCAGGUGCUCUGGGAGCUCCCCAGUAAGGCCGGCAAGGCUGAGGGCUUCAGGCUGUCCUACCGCAGGGUCCCCCAUGCCGACUUCCAGAGGCCCAUCCAGCUGCCCUCUCACAUCAAUGCCCACACCAUCUCUAAGCUGGAAUCCGGUGCAGUGUAUGAAGUGAAGCUGGUGGCCUACAAUGGCAACGGGGAGAGUGACUGCUCCAAGAGACUGGUGUCGCUGGCAGAGGAAGGCGUGAGUGACCAAGCCACUGGAGGGGACAGUCUGUGUCAGUGCAGGGACGGAGAGGCCUCUCUUGGCAGCAUCAUCAUUGGCAUCCAUAUAGGCACCGCCUGCAUCAUCUUCUGUGUUCUCUUCCUCAUGUUCGGAUACCGUCGCAGUCUGUUUUGCAGUAAAGGGACUCAGGACAGCUGGUCCGUACCGAGAGACAACACGGGACACAACGGCAUCCUUAAAGAUGGAGCAAACCGGCCCAGUGGGGAGUCAGCACCUCAGGUGGUCUGUCCAGCGCAGUACCAGGUUGUCAUUGAGCAGCACUUGUCAGCUUUGCCUGGCACGGACACUGGCUAA